Molecule: messenger RNA, 3390 nt
Organism: Ctenopharyngodon idella (grass carp)
Lineage: Eukaryota; Metazoa; Chordata; Actinopteri; Cypriniformes; Xenocyprididae
Product: NACHT, LRR and PYD domains-containing protein 12-like
Molecular function (GO): protein binding
Source: RefSeq, a predicted model, not a curated record
UUCAGUCUUCUGUUGUUGGUUCUCUUAAAUGCUAACUCUAAGUUUGGUUAUGUAAGUCUUCUGGAAAAAUGUAAUUUUAUGUCAAAUGUCAAUCUUCUUCAUCGCGCUUUUCACACACCACGCUUAGCAAAGCGUGAUAUCUUUUGCUCUCAUAACCAAACUGUUUAUGAACUGGAUGUGCUGGAUAUUUGUCUUCAAACGGGUUUGGCAACUUUGCUAGCAGAAGUGAAAACAUUUUCAGAGUUUUAUUGUGUGUCGUUUUACACCAGGAUGUAAUAAGAUUCUUUAAAUAAUAAUAAUAAUAUUAAUGAAGUUUUUUUAUAGUACAUAUUAUAGAAUCUUUCUAGCUGCCAAUGCAGGAAUUUAGGUGGUUAAAAACAAUGGGAAACCUUGAACAUGGAACCUGUUGUAAACUACAGUAACAUUUUGAUCAAGACUUACCCGUGCAGCUCCAUGAAGACUGAAUAAAGAAUGGAGACCACACAAACAUUCAGCGAUGGAGAUUUUUCUCCAGGAUGCAGUCAGAGAUCGAACCCACCGGAGCCCAGCUGUGUGUCCAUGAAGAGUGACAAGUCUAUAAAAAAGCCAGUAAAAUUUAAGAAAACACACAAAUCAACUGAUCUGAGUCACAGUCAGAGAUCAAACUCACCGGAGCCCAGCUGUGUGUCCAUUAAGAGUGAAAACUCUAUAAAAGUGCCACUAAAAUUUGAGGGAAGACACACAUCCACUAAUCUGAGGCAGAGAUCAAACCCACCGGAGUCCAGCUGUGUGUCUAUGAAGAGAGCCUGGUCUAUGGAAGAGCCAACUGAUCUCAGAUUGAAAUCAAAUCUUCUGAAGAAGUUUCAGUGUCUGUAUGAAGGAACAGCAAAGCAGGGAAACCCAACACUCCUGAAUGAGAUCUACACAGAGCUCUACAUCACAGAGAGUGAAAGUGGAGAGAUCAAUAAAGAGCAUGAGGUGAAACAGAUUGAAUCACAAUCCAGGAGAGCAGCAACACAGGACAUGCCAAUCAAAUGCAAUGACAUCUUUAGACCUUUACCUGGACAAGGCAAACCCAUCAGAACUGUGCUGACAAAGGGAGUCGCUGGCAUUGGAAAAACAGUCUCUGUGCAGAAGUUUGUUGUGGACUGGGCUGAAGGGAAAGAGAAUCAGGACAUCCAGCUCAUAUUUCCACUUCCUUUCAGAGAGCUCAACUUGAUAAAGGACAAAACACUCAGUCUUUCAAAUCUUCUUUCUGUCUUUUUCCCUAAAAUCAAAGAAAUGGAAAUAUCCAGUAAUGAACAUAAAGUCUUGUUCAUCUUUGAUGGUCUGGAUGAGUGUCAUCUAUCUCUGAAUUUUAAUGUGAAACUGUGUAAUAUAUCUGAAACAGCCUCAGUAGAUGUGCUGCUGACGAAUCUCAUUGCAGGGAAUCUGCUUCCCUCUGCUCUCAUCUGGAUCACCUCCAGACCAGCAGCAGCUGAUCUCAUCCCCUCUGAGUGUGUCCAUCGAGUGACAGAGGUAAGAGGCUUCAAUGAGCCACAGAAGGAGGAAUACUUCAGAAAGAGAAUCAUUGAUCAGAGUCUGGCCAAUACAAUCAUCACACACCUGAAGUCAUCAAGGAGCCUCUACAUCAUGUGCCACAUCCCAGUGUUCUGCUGGAUCUCAGCCACUGUUCUAGAGAAGAUGUUGAGUGAAGCAGAGAGUGGAGAGAUUCCCAAGACUCUCACUCAAAUGUACACACACUUCCUGAUCAUUCAGACCAAUAUCAAACAUGAGAAGGACUAUGAGAAGACAGUGAAGGAUGAAGACAUGAUUCUCAAACUAGGGAAACUGGCUUUUAAGCAGCUUUUAAAAGGCAACCUGAUCUUCUAUGAAGAAGACCUGAGAGAGUGUGACAUUGAUGUGACAGAAGCAUCAGUGUACUCAGGAUUGUGCACUCAGAUCUUCAGAGAGGAAUUUGGCUUGUAUCAGUGGAAAGUCUACUGCUUUGUUCAUCUGAGCAUCCAGGAACAUCUAGCAGCUCUAUACACACAUCUCUCCCUUACAAACAACUGCAUAAAUGUGUACUGGGUGUCAUUUAAUCCAUUAUCUGGCCUGCAUCAGAGAGCUGUGGAUGAGGCUUUACAGAGUAAGAAUGGACAUCUAGAUCUUUUCCUGCGUUUCCUUCUGGGUCUCUCAUUGGAGUCCAAUCAGACUCUUUUACAAGAACUACUGACACAAACAGAAAGCUACUCCUACAGCAAAGAGGAAACAGUUGAAUACAUCAAACAGAAGAUCAGGGAGAAUCCCUCUCCAGAGAGAUCCAUCAAUCUGUUCCACUGUCUGAAUGAACUGGGUGAUGAUUCACUGAUGCAGGAGAUCCAAGAUUAUCUGAGAUCUGGAGAAAUAGGAAAAACCAAACUCUCCUCUUCACAGUGGUCAGCUCUGGUUUAUGUGUUGCUGACACCAGAAAAGGGUAUGGAUGAUUUUCAUCUAAAAAAGUUUAUUGGAGCACAAAAUACAGCAGAUGAAGUUCUUCAGAAGUUGCUGCCUGUGGUUAAAGAAUCCAAAUCACUUCAGUUGAGUGAUUGUGGUGUCACAGAUGAAGGUUGUACUGCUCUGGCUUCAGCUCUGAGAUCAAACCCUUCACACCUGCGAGAACUGGAUCUGUCUGGAAAUAAACUAGGAGACUCAGGAGUGAAGCUGCUCUCUGAUGGACUGAAAGAUCCUCACUGUAAACUGGAAAGACUGAGGUUGAGUGAUUGUGGUGUCAGAGAUGAAGCAGCCGCUGCUCUGGCUUCAGCUCUGAGAUCAAACCCCUCACACCUGAAAGAACUGGAUCUAUCAUGGAAUAAACUAGGAUCAUGGAAUGAACUAGGAGCAUCAGGAGUGAAUCUGCUCUCUGAUGGACUAAAGGAUCCUCACUGUAAACUGGAGAUACUGAGAUUGAGGGACUGUGGUGUCACAGAUGAAGGUUGUGCUGCUCUGGCUUCAGCUCUGAGAUCAAACCCCUCACACCUGAGAGAACUGGAUCUGUCAUUGAAUAAACUAGGAGUGUCAGGAGUGAAUCUGCUCUCUGAUGGACUGAAGGAUCCUCACUGUAAACUGGAGAUACUGUGGUUGAGUGAUUGUCGUGUCACAGAUGCAGGUUGUGCUGCUCUGGCUUCAGCUCUGAGAUCAAACCCCUCACACCUGAGACAUCUGAAUCUGUCAUGGAAUAAACUAGGAGAACCAGCUCUGAAUCAGCUCUCCGAUCUGCAGGGUGAUCCACAUUAUGAACUGAAGACGUUUCUAUAUUAGCCUGACCUUCUCUGGAUCAGCUGAUGGUGAAUAAAGAGCCACUACAGACACAUCACAAUCAACAGACACAAACUCAUAGUGAUCCUCACACAUGGAUGUGUUUGUGUAACUUUAAUGAUCCAAUCCUUGAUC